Dermochelys coriacea (leatherback sea turtle) is the source of this 5977-nucleotide messenger RNA. RefSeq names its product zinc finger protein 883-like. Gene Ontology annotation, cellular component: nucleus. Gene Ontology annotation, molecular function: RNA polymerase II cis-regulatory region sequence-specific DNA binding; DNA-binding transcription repressor activity, RNA polymerase II-specific. The coding region runs from base 16 to 2196 and encodes 726 amino acids. NCBI's taxonomy places the organism in Eukaryota, Metazoa, Chordata, Testudines, Dermochelyidae. Gene Ontology annotation, biological process: negative regulation of transcription by RNA polymerase II; central nervous system development. The record is from RefSeq and is a predicted model, not a curated record. The transcript has 5 exons.
CCCCCCGCACCGCGUAUGACGGGCCCCGCCCCCAUUCACAGCGCCGUGUUCCGCCCUCGCCCGUUACAGCCGUUAACGGCCCCGUAUCGCCCCCCCCGCCAUGGCUGGUCUGAGGGACGCCAGUGUCCGGACUGGCCCCGCAGCUACAGAAUAACGUCAGUGUUUUGCUCCAGAUCGUCCCACUGUUCCACAGGAAAGGCAAUGGCUGCAGCAGAGUUAUCUGAGGCGCCAUUGACUUUCGAGGAGGUGGCUGUGUAUUUCACCGAGUCAGAGUGGGCUCUGCUGGACCCCGUUCAGAGAGCCCUCUACAGAGAUGUCAUGCAGGAGAACUAUGAGUUUUUGGCCUCACUGGGAUUUCCAGUUUCCAAACCAGAUGUGAUCUCCUGCCUGGAACGAGGGGAGGAGCCAUGGGUCCCAGACCUCCAGGACUCUGAGGAAAGAGAAACCCCGAGAGACACCUGCACAGCUGAUGAUGGGAUGGUGAAUGAGAAUGAGGAGGAGAAUCCUCAAGAAGACGAUGCUGAGCAAGUAGAAGCACAUGAGACGUUAUCGGAAAGAUCCAAAGGGAAUGUUUCUUGGAGCUGUGCACAGGCAAAUGUCUGUGAGAGUCAGCACAGACAAGAGAAAAAGUUCAGUAGAGGCUCUGACCUUAUUAGACAUGAGAGAAUCAACACCGGAGGAACACCCUACAUCUGCCUGGAGUGUGGGAAAACCUUCAAACAUAACUCAGUUUUUAUCAUACAUCAGAGAAUCCACACUGGAGAGAGACCAUACACAUGCCCCGAGUGUGGGAAAAGCUUCAGUCGCAGCUCAAACCUUAUCACACAUCACAGAAUCCAUACAGGGGAGAAACCCUACACUUGCCAUGAGUGUGGGAAAAGCUUCAGUCGGAGCUCAGAGCUGAGGAUACAUAGGAGAAUCCACACAGGAGAAAGACCCUACAUUUGCUGUGAGUGUGGGAAAAGCUUCAUUCGGAGCUCAGAGCUUAAUAAGCAUCAGAGAAUCCACACUGGAGAGAGACCUUACAGAUGUACUGAGUGCGGGAAAGACUUCAUUUAUAGCUCACAGCUUGUCACACAUCAGAGAAUCCACACUGGAGAGAGACCGUACUCAUGCCCUGAGUGCGGAAAAGGCUUCACUUCUAGCUCACAGCUUGUCUCGCAUCAGAGAAUCCACACAGGAGAGAGACCCUAUUCAUGCCCUGAGUGCGGGAAAAGCUUCAGUUCUAACUCACAGCUUGUCUCACAUUGGAGAAUCCACACAGGGGAGAGAUCCUAUUCAUGCCCUGUGUGUGGGAAAAGCUUCACUCAUAGUUCCCAGCUUAUCACACAUCAGAGAACCCACACGGGAGAGAAACCAUACACAUGUCCUGAGUGUGGGAAGAGCUUCAGUCGGAGUUCAAACCUUAUCAUGCAUCAUAGAAUCCACACAGGUGAGAAACCCUACACUUGCCUUGAGUGUGGGAAAAGCUUCAGUCGGAGCUCAGAGCUGAUCAGACAUCAGAGAAUCCAUACAGGAGAGAGACCUUACACUUGUCCAGAGUGCAGGAAAAGUUUCACUCGGAGCUCAGAUCUUAGUAAGCACCAGAGAAUCCACACUGGAGAGAGACCCUACAGAUGCCCUGAGUGCGGGAAAGGCUUCCGUUAUAGCUCACAUCUUGUCUCACAUCGGAGAAUCCACACAGGAGAGAGACCCUACUCAUGCCCUGUGUGUGGGAAAAGCUUCACUGAUAGUUCACAGAUGAUCACACAUCAGAGAAGCCACACAAGGGAAACCCCGUUCACAUGUCCUGAGUGUGGGAAAGGCUUCAGUUGGCACUCAAACCUUAUCACACAUCAGAGAAUCCAUACGGGAGAGAAACCAUACAUAUGUCCUGAGUGUGGGAAAAGCUUCAAUCGGAGAUCAAACCUUGCCGCACAUCACAGAAUUCACACAGGGGAGACACCCUAUAGCUGCCCUGGGUGUGGGAAAAGCUUCAGUCGGAGCUCAGAGCUUAUCAUACAUCAGAGAAUCCACACAGGAGACAGACCCUACACUUGCUGUGAGUGUGGGAAAAGCUUUAUUCGGAGCUCAGAGCUUAUCAUACAUCAGAGAAUCCACACUGGAGAGAGACCCUAUAGAUGUUCUCAGUGUGAUAAAGGCUUCAGUUAUAGCUCACAGCUUGUCUCACAUCAGAGAAUCCACACAGGAGAAUAACGCUAUACUUGUAUUCAGUAGGGCUGUCCAAAGAUUUUUUUGUUUCUUUUUUGUUGUGGAUUUUUUGGUUGGUUGGUUGUUUUUUUAAUAUAUUGGCUAAUUCCCACAUAUUGAUCUUUAAGGUUGAUUGCACCAUUUCCUUUACUGUUGACUCCCAGCUCCCCUCGGGUGAGUUGCUGCCUUCUACCUUUUGCAGUUCACCUUACUUAGGGGUGAAUCCUGUGAUCCUUUCUAUGAACUCCUUUGUCUUAUGAGUUAUGGGAAUGUGUCCCCCUCCUGGCAGAAAUAUCCAUCAGUCCGAGUUGGGGGAGAGAGGGUUGACCUCAUCUAGCUACAGUGAGAUAAAAACUGUGCCUUGUCUCCACUAGAACUGUACAUUGAGUUAGGCCAUGUCUACACUACCACUUAUGUCGGCAAAACUUAUGUCACUCAGGGGUGUGAAAAAAGCCCACACUCUUGAGUAACAUAAGUUUUGCCAGCAUAAUUGGCAGUGUGCACCGCGCUAUGUCAACGGGAGAGCUUCUCCCACUGACAUAGCUACCGCCGCUCAUUGGCGGUGGUUUAAUUAUAUCAAUGGGAAAGCUCUCUCCCACCAGCAUAGAGCAACUACACAAGAGAUCUUACACCAGCACGGCUACAUCAGUACAGCUGUGCCACUAUAAGGUCUCCAAUGUAGACACGGCCUAAAUUGCUCAAAUUAGCUAUCUUGAUGUAAAAACACAGCUCUUUUCAGGGCAGACAUAACCUGGGUGCAGUGGUUGUGGUUAGCUUUCCCCUUGUGCUGACCUGAUCUCCAUCACUCUUCAGCCUGGGCUAUGCUGGGAGGGUUGAACUAAGAUACACAACUUCAGCUACACUGUUCAUGUAUUCACUAUUCAAGUCGAAGUAUCUUAGUUCAACUUACCUAGCCGUCCUCACGGUGGUGAGUCGACUGUGGCGGCUCCCCCGUCGACUCUGCUUACUCUUGUUCCCAAGGUGGAGUACAGGUAUCAAUUCAGGGAUCGAUCACUACCACAUGUCAAGGUUCCUUCCCCACUCUGAACUCUAGGGUACAGAUGUGGGGACCUGUAUGAAAAACCCCCUAAGCUUAUUUUUACCAGCUUAGGUUAAAACUUCCCCAAGGUACAAACCAUUUUACCUUUUGCUCCUGGGCUUUAUUGCCGCCACCACCAAGCGUCUAACAAAUAUAUAACAGGGAAAGAGCCCGCUUGGAAACGUCUUUCCCCCAAAAAAUCCUCCUAAACCCUACACUCUCUUUCCUGGGGAAGGCUUAAUAAAAAUCCUCACCAAUUUGCACAGGUGAACACAGACCCAAACCCUUGGAUCUUAAGAACAAUGAAAAAGCAAUCAGGUUCUUAAAAGAAGAAUUUUAAUUGAAGAAAAAGUAAAAAAAUCACCUCUGUAAAAUCAGGAUGGUAAAUACCUUACAGGGAAAUGAGAUUCAAAACAUAGAGAAUCCCUCUAGGCAAAACCUUAAAUUACCAAAAGACACAAAAACAGGAAUAUACAUUCCAUUCAGCACAACUUAUUUUAUCAGCCAUUUAAACAAAACAGAAUCUAAUACAUAUCUAACUAGAUUGCUUAUUAGCCCUUUACAGGAGUUCUGACCUGCAUUCUUGCUCUGGUCCCGGCAAAAAAACCACACAGACAGAGAGAACCCUUUGUCGUCCUGUCCCGUCCCCCCCCCCCCCGGUUUGAAAGUAUCUUGUCUCCUCAUUGGUCAUUUUGGUCAGGUGCCAGCGAGGUUAUCUUAGCUUCUUAACCCUUUACAGGUGAAAGGGUUUUUUCCUCUGGCCAGGAGGGAGUCACAAUAGCUUCUUCUCUCCAUGUUCUAUCUCUCCAGCUCCUGAAGUGUCACAUGAAGCACUGUUCUCAGCUCUCUGUGCUUAGGUAUCAUGCUCUGAUCCUAAAUCAGACUUGUUGGGGCUGGAAAUGAGUGUCACAGACCUACAGGGGGAAUUUGAAAAGAUCCCAAACAGAUUAACCUUUCUGUGCUUUAAUCCUUGUUUCUGUCUAUUAGCAAAGUUGCUUUCAGGAUUUUUCCAGCUGAGCUGGGAUUGUUUCCAGAUGGGAAGGAACUAGCAUGACAGAAUAGUAAUGAGGUGAUGCUGAGUGAAGAAGGUUUGAAUGGAUCAGAGGACAGCGCAAUAGGAAAAUCUAUUCUAAUUUGGCAUUAUGAGAUGUAAGAUGCUCUGGAAUUUCAUUUUAUAUGAUACUGAAACUAUCUUAUUCUCUUGUGUGUUUUGGGUUUCUCUCUUUCCUGAGGGCAUUUGAUAACAUAAGUGGACUUUAGUUUCUUUAUGAUAGGGUGAAGUUCAGUUUUUUGGUGGAGUUUGAGACAAAUGACCAUUUACUAAAACAAUUUCUUUUCAUGCAUGUCUAUUUUUCCACUCAUCCAUUAUGACAUGGAGGAAGUUCAAGAGCAGUUCAGUCGUCAGGAAUGAAUACUCAAAGCUAUUGGAUUUGCUACCAGAGAAACAGUAGCAUUUUAAAAAUUCUACAUCUAACUAAGGAAUGGAAUUGAAUAAAAAUGUGAUCAUAUAGUUUGGGUCAAUAUUGUCUUAGAUGAUUCAAGGACAAUAUUCCACAGUAAUUGAUUCGGAACUCGGCAAAAUGCCCAUGUAUUUGGGUCGCAAGGCAAUUAUGGCCUAGGCCUAACAGAAGGUGUCUUCUGAAGAUCUCUCUUUCGUAAUCAAGUGCACAUUGCGUAUUAUUUGAGAACACAGUUCCUACCGAUGCGGAGAUGGAGAAAAUGGAAGUGGUAUUUUUGCUGAGUUUACACCUUAUAGGUGCUGCAAAUGUGUAUAAAAUAAAAUCUGUUGUGAAUCUGAGAUAGCUGCAGCAGUAGAUCUAUUUUUAAUAGAUACCCCACCUUUGGUAACUUUCACGGCUUGUGAUCCAGGCUCAUAUCUUUGCCACCAGAUUAAAUAAAUAAACUGGGCAUGCUUGGUUGGGGAGGUGAUUCCUCACUCUGACUACUGAGAUUUUCUGUGAUGUGGUAAAGGAUUCAACUCCAAAGAAGUAAAGUUACCCUGGCCAUGGCUAAGGAUUAGACUAGAUUUUAAGUAGAAAUAAUAGGCACCCAGUUGUUGAUUUUUACCCCAGAGAUGGAAACUAGCGUAACUUUAGGCUCAGGUAAGCUAUUUAUUUUUAGAACACUAUCUCCUAGUUUAGUGGCAGAUUUUGGUUCAAACGGUGCUGUGGUAAGAUAUUGGGGAGUUGUCCUUUACCAUUUGGAUCCAGAGUUUUAUGAGCCAAAGAAAGAAACAGUUGAUGCCUUCAGAGGACAGCCCUUCCCCAUGGAUCCCAAUCUCGCUGUCUUGUCAGAGAAGAAGCACUUCCAUGCUGUGCAAGUGAUGAUAACCAAUGAGGGAAUGAAUGUCAGACUCCCAAGCUCAGACUGCAGGACUGAUGACUGUUGAGUCCUGAUUCCAUGGUUCUGGCUCUCAGUUUUGCUCCCAUGCCCUAUGAAUUUGCAUUGCUUCUCCAUCUCCUGCAACUUUGAAAGAUUAGAAAUUGUGAAAAUAGAAUACAAGUGCUUUUUCUCCUGAUGAGAACACAUUUGAGAUGACGUCCACCAACACUUAUGACCGAAGACCCAGAGAGAAAUGAGCUCCCAGAAAUAGAAGGCACCUAUGUUAGUACAGAACACAACUUUACACAAGACUUACUUGGUGGAAAAGGGGAUUCAGAGAAAACUAACACAGAUGAUAAAAUUGUGUAGCCUUCAGAUAUGUUGUUACUAGUGAAAAUGGAAUUAAACAUAAAGUUUAUUGCAGAA